AUGCCGCGCUUAAGGUUGGAACCGAGUAAGCGGCUUUUCUUCAACGCCCCGUUUCUGACCAAACAGAAGGCAGCUUUGCGCCUCACGAACGACGAGUACUGGCCGAUCAUGUAUCGCAUCAAAUGCACCUCUCCGAGGCGCUACCUACUUGACAAGUGGACCGGGGCCCUGGGUGUCGGUGACUCUGCGCUUCACAUCAUCCGUUUGUUGCCACUGAACUAUCGCGAGGGUAUGUGGGAUCGCUUCACCAUCGAAUACUGUCGGGUGCCAUCCGAACGCGUCGUCGCAUACGACGAAAAGUUGUUGGAGCAGAGCGACGUGCUGAUGCAAAAGUCGUUGCGAGUCUGUUUUCACGUGUGA
Molecule: messenger RNA, 360 nt
Organism: Soboliphyme baturini
Lineage: Eukaryota; Metazoa; Nematoda; Enoplea; Dioctophymatida; Soboliphymatidae
Source: the annotation of a GenBank genome assembly